UUGCUUGUCUCAAUUUGUUCAAGUAACAUUCUCCCCACUUUCAUUCUCCUCUCUUUGCAACAAAAUUUUCCUGCUAAGACCACAUCAACAAUGGAGGCAUUGAGGGUGAGAUUAUUUUUCGCCAUGGUGGUUGCGCUCAUGGCCGUGUCUACGGUCCAAAAUGUCGCGGCAGCUGAUGCCCCGGCCCCUAGCCCUACCUCAGAUGCCAUCGCCUUCGUGCCAACGGUGUUUGCUUCCCUUGUUGCUCUUGCAUUUGGCUUUCUGUUCUAAAAUGGUCGUGUUGGAUGAGCUACAAUAUAUAAAUAUAUAUAUAUAUUUCUGAUCUUUUAAGAUUGGGGUUUAUGUAGAAUUCUUUUGUCUCAAGUUUGAUUCUUUCUCUCCAAAGGGCAUAUAACUCCUAUUAGUGAAUUAAUUAUGGGAUGAGAAAGAUCGAAAAGCUUGGGAUUUUGCUUUUUACAUGUGACUACUGCUUAAUGAAUUCAUACUUUUCUUAUUGUUUUAAUUUAAUGUAUAAUUGAUGUAAUUUGUUUGUUGGUGAGCUAAUGAAUUAUUUGUUUGCUUAUGAUUUCUUUUUAUUCUUUGACCUCUUCUUUCUUGGAUGGGUUGUUGGAUUGUUCUCUCAUCACACCAAAAGUUUUCCAUGAAAAAAAUUGCCAUAAUUUUCUUCUGUUUACUUAUGAAUCAGUUGUUUGCCCCCUCAUUUCACAAUUUACUCAAGCAACUGGGCAUUAAUCUUCAAAACAGAGGAUCUUUACCCAAUAUGUAAACCUUGGAAUGUCUCAGUUGUAGGUGGAUGAUUUGCUUUCAAUUUGCCAUCUAAAUAUACAAAACCAGCAUUAAUGGAACUAAACAGAACAUCAUCAUCCAUAUAACAGAAUUACUAUGAUCAUUUAGUUCUCAUUAAAAUCCCAUAUUGUAAAAUCAGAAAAGAAUUAUUCUUUCCUUCUUUCUUAUAAG
This is a messenger RNA of Durio zibethinus, 957 nucleotides long. RefSeq names its product arabinogalactan protein 13-like. The record is from RefSeq and is a predicted model, not a curated record. Lineage: Eukaryota; Viridiplantae; Streptophyta; Magnoliopsida; Malvales; Malvaceae.